This is a messenger RNA of Ostrea edulis (European flat oyster), 3122 nucleotides long. Its product is annotated as kelch-like protein diablo. The record is from RefSeq and is a predicted model, not a curated record. NCBI's taxonomy places the organism in Eukaryota, Metazoa, Mollusca, Bivalvia, Ostreida, Ostreidae. The coding region runs from base 217 to 2112 and encodes 631 amino acids. The transcript is spliced from 8 exons. Gene Ontology annotation, molecular function: protein binding.
CCACUUAAUUUGUCAAGUAGAAGGAAAAAAUUAAAAAUAACUAAGACUUAGAGUUUAAUUUGAAAGUACUUGCUAAGCUAGGUAGUAGGUGCGUGUUUCGUUUGUUUUUGGACACAAGACACGAAUGUCCUGUACAGAAAGAAAGAGAUGACAAAAGACGAAUAGUAGGUGAUGCAUUAAAUCCAGUAUUACCAUCAAACACAACCAUUUCAUACCAUGGCUGUGUAUAUUGGAAAACGGGACACAGUGUCGCUGCCUGUGAACUUUUGUCCCUCACUUCUUCGAGGAAAUCGUGGAAGUUUGGAAUCGGUGAUGAGCAUUAAUGGAUCCUGCGACUCCAGUGACGAUUAUCGAUAUGCGGAGGUAUCGCAUCCAGCUCAAAUGUUGGCUGGGUUACAGUCACUACGUCGAAACAGCAGGCUGUGUGAUGUUAGUCUGUGUGUCGAUGGACGGGAAUUUCCGUGUCACAAAUGUGUUCUAGCGGCGUUCAGUUCGUACUUUGACGCCAUGUUCAGUGGUAACAUGGUAGAGAGUCAACAAAGCAAAGUUACCAUUAACGGAAUUGAGUCAUCCAUUUUAGAAAAAUUACUGGACUAUGCAUACACAUCAGAAAUCACAAUAAACAGACAAAAUGUGCAGAGCCUCCUGGCGGCCUCCAAUCUGCUGGAGAUCAUUCAAGUCAAGGAGGCCUGCUGUCACUUUCUGGAGCAGAACAUGGAUGAAACAAAUGCUGUAGGGAUCCAUUGCUUUGCUGAAAUCCACGCUUGUGACGAACUACAACAAAAGUCCAAGGACUUUAUUUUACAGAACUUCACAGCUGUCUCACAGAACGAGGAAUUCAACAACCUUUCUCAGGCCAAACUGACUGAGCUCUUGUCAGAUGAUGAACUGAUCGUAGAUUCAGAGGAGACGGUAUACGAAGCGGCUAUGCGGUGGCUGGACCACAGCAAUGAUAAUCGCCUCGGGGAAUUUUACCGUGUCCUAGAGUGCGUGAGGUUACCCAUGAUCAAUCCCUACUUCCUGCAUGAUUUUGUGGAACAGACGGAUGUUAUAAAGUCGUGUGAGCAGUGUAAGAAACUCGUGGAUGAAGCUAAGAAUUUCCACCUCCUGCCAGACAGAAGGACAGAAUUCAAUAAUAAACGUAUGAGAAUACGUAAAUCAGCAGGUUUUGUGGAGGUGGUGGUGGCGGUCGGUGGAGAAGAUGAUAAGGUGGUGCUACGGAGCGUAGAAACAUUCGACCCAAAUACAUUGACAUGGAAACCACUGGCGUGUCUGCCAUUCGCAAUCAGUAAACAUGGACUGGUAUCUGUAGGUGGGUCAUAUCUAUACCUGGCGGGAGGAGAGUAUCCGGAUGGGAAUGCCAGUCGGAGCGUUUGGAGGUAUGAUCCUUGUCUGGAUACGUGGGACGAGAUGCAGAGCAUGCAGACACCGAGAUCCGAGCUAGAUUUCUGUGUAUGUUACACAGGACUAGCUAUGUUGGAUGGGUAUAUGUAUGCUGUUGGUGGCUGGGAUGGAGCUGUGAGACUGGACACUGUGGAGCAGUACAAUCUGUACACUAAUGUUUGGUGUUACGUCUCAAACAUGAAGAUGGCCUUGACCAGUCCAGCAGUAGCAGCAGUGGACGGAUGUCUCUAUGUCACAGGUGGAGCUGUCCUGGAGGAUGGAGAUGGCAUAGAUCUUGUCCAGUGUUACAAUCCCCGCUCAGACGUGUGGACGGAGAAGAGCCCCAUGUUGAUCCCCCGAUCGGGGUCUGGGGCCUGCGUACUGGACGGCUCGAUAUAUAUUAUAGGUGGAUGGCAUGCCGCCACAGAAAACACAAACAAGGUGGAGUGUUACAACCCCCGCACAAACCAGUGGACCCAGAAAGCCUCGCUGUCAGAGAGGAGGUACCGUCCCGGGGUAGCAGUGGUGGGAGGAAAGAUCUACGUGUGUGGUGGAGAGGAGGGAUGGGACAGAUACCAUGAUACAAUCGAGUGCUAUGACCCCGAAUCGGACAGUUGGGAGAUCAUCGCAGAAAUGCAGUCUAGCAGAAGCUGGCUAAGCUGUGUUGCCAUGGUGAUCAGAAAAGAAAUCAUUAACAAAGAAAGAUCAACUCCAUUCUGCAAUGUCUGAUUCCCUAGUGACAUAUCUGCAAAGCUACUUUCAUUUUUCUCUCCACUUUCAAGGGAUUUUGUACAGUACAUAAAUGCAUUCUAACAUUUUGAAAAUGAUGGUGUAAAGUUUCAAUUACCCUGACAAAGUCUUGAGAUUUUUUACCUGUAGACUUUGUAAUGAUUACAAAACAUUUAAGAGAUUAUGCUGAAGUUUACACCAUUAAUUCAUAAGCACUCAUGUUAUUAAUUGGUGACUGAACAAUUAAAGGAAUAAUUAUCAUGUCUGCAAUAAGACGAUGGGAACAAAUAUAUUCCAUAUAUACGUACAUAUGUGUACUACAUUUUUAUCAGUGUGUAAAAAAAAGGGGGUGGAUGUAAAUAUUGGAGCAGGCCUCUUGAAGAAUUUCUGUGUAAAAAUGAUCAUGAGAAAUUCAUUUAAAUCAGAGUUAUUCCCCUUGACACAUCUUUGCUGGACAAAGAUCUUCUCGCAUUCCCAUGUUUUAUUAAUCUCGUUAAUGUGCUUGCUCUACUUUAUACUGAGAAAAGCCUCAGAUUUUGUAUAAUAAUGUGUAUUUCACUCUUUAUACAACAAUUUCACGUUUUAAUAGAUACAAUUAAUCUCCACUGAGAUAUGUGCUUAACAUUGAGUGUGUUCAGACUUUGGUGGUUAUUGGUCGUGAGCUGUACGGCACAUCACUGCUGGUUCUACAAUAAUACUGUAGUGUUUUAUAUAUGGUCUUACCAUGAAUCAACUUACUGACAAAACGUACAAAUAUAAAUCUGUGUACUUUUCUUUUAGAUACCUGCCCUGUGCAAACAUAAGGAUGGGUGUUGGUAUAAAAUUUAGUUUUUUCUUCACAGUUAUGUAUAUGUGUACAUUAUCUGAGCUGUGUUCAAUAGUAUAGAAAAUAAGCCCAUGUUUAUAUUGUACUGCACACUGCACCACAGGAAUCUCUGAGGGAGGGGGUAUUCUACUAAAAAUGACUUGUGCACAUUAUAAACUGAAUAUAUAAUAAACAUUCAAUAACG